This is a messenger RNA of Lotus japonicus, 1182 nucleotides long. RefSeq names its product replication protein A 70 kDa DNA-binding subunit B-like. Gene Ontology annotation, molecular function: DNA binding. Gene Ontology annotation, cellular component: nucleus. Gene Ontology annotation, biological process: DNA repair; DNA replication; DNA recombination. The transcript is spliced from 9 exons. The coding region runs from base 1 to 1182 and encodes 393 amino acids. Lineage: Eukaryota; Viridiplantae; Streptophyta; Magnoliopsida; Fabales; Fabaceae. The record is from RefSeq and is a predicted model, not a curated record.
AUGGCAGGAAACUAUGUCCGAGUUUGCGAUCUUGAUGCUUCCAAAGAGGAUUGGUGCAUAUUGGCUAGAGUUGUUCGUCUGUGGAAUGUGAUCUCAACUGAGAGAGGGAGUCCAGUUUCAGCCAUUGAGAUGAUUCUGGUUGAUGAAGCUGGUACUCAAAUCCAGGCUGCUGUCAGGAAGAAGUAUGUGAAGAAGUUUGAUCGUAUACUUAGGGAGGGUCCUGUUUACUCUCUCAGAAAUUUCACAGUUGCUGAUAAUGUUGGGGAUCAUCGGACUACUUCCCAUCAGUUUAAGAUUAUUAUUCAGGGUGAAACUGUUGCAGUUAUAAAGCCUGAUAAUUUGGUUCCUGUUUUCCCCUUAACAUUUGCCAGCUUCGAAGACAUUGUUGGGGGUCGUCUUGACACUGCAUAUUUAGUAGAUGUUAUGGGACUUAUCACUGGACUUGGAACUGAGCGUCAAUACGUAACUAAUGGAACCAGGACAAAGAUGAAUGUUAUCGAGCUGGAAAAUUCUGGGAUCAAGCUGAACUGUGCUCUUUGGGGUCGUUACAAUGACCAACUGAAUCAAUUCCUCCAAGCUGGUGACACUGAAACUGCUGUUGUUGCUAUCUUUGGUGUCAAGAUCAAAGAGUUCCAAGGUCGGAAGGGAUUGCAGAAUGCUCUGCACUGCACUAAGUUGCUCUUUAACCCUACCUUUCAAGAAGCUAUUGAUUUUAAGGAGGGCAUGUUGAGGAACUUAACCUCACCUUCACAAGGAAUUUCACGCAUCAAUGACACUCAUGACAUCUCUUAUGUUGUUGAGGCCACUAUUAAGCAUGUUAUUGAUAUGGACGAUUGGUGGUACAAUGCAUGCAAUGCCUGUAACAAAGCGGUGUAUCCUGAUUCUGUGGCCUACUAUUGUGGAGACUGUGAUCGUCGGGUUGUGAAUGUGAAACCUAGGUAUCGAAUUAAGGUUCGAGUUAUUGAUGACACAGACUCGACUACCUUUGUGAUUUUUGAUCGUCCUGCUGCUGGAUAUUUCAAUCGUACCUGUUCAGAAAUGAUAGAGAUGUUUGAGAAGCAUGGUGGUGAGCUGGUUUGCCCAAGGGAUAUAUCUGACUUGGUUGAUAAGAAGUUCCUAUUUAAGAUGGACAUGAGGAACUUGACUGUUGGCAGAUUUGAGCCUUCAUAUAAGGUUCAGUGA